AAGCUCUAAGAAACAAAUCUGGAAAGAGAAAAUAUCAAAUGGUGCCGUCCACCUUGCAACAGUAGGAAAUAAGGGACAUGUUAUGGACAGAAAUUUACUUGUGUGUUUCCUUUGUUAUAGAGAAUCUGGCACAAGUCCUUCAUGUUAACACUGAACGGUGUGGCAUCAAGACAUCACUAGGGGAGAAGCCAAGAUGUCAUGCAAUUAUGCUGAAGGACUCAGUAAAUAUGAAAACAAAGGAAAACUUGGAUUGCCAGAGAAAUUUGAUCCUCCUGAGGAGAUAGAGAGGAAAGUACAAGUCCUGGCUGAGUGGAUAAAAGAGUCCACACACACAGUCUUUCACACUGGGGCUGGCAUUAGCACUUCUGCUGGUAUACCAGAUUUCAGGGGUCCGAAAGGUGUUUGGACAUUAGAAAAGGAAGGAUUAAAACCUGACAUAAAUAUAUCCUGGGAUGAUGCUAGGCCAACAUUGACCCACAUGGCCAUUGUGGCUUUAGAGCGUAAUGGAUAUGUGCAGUAUGUGGUCACUCAGAAUAUAGAUGGCCUUCAUCUGCGGUCAGGACUGCAGCGUCAAAAAUUGGCAGAGCUUCAUGGUGACAUGUUUGUUGAUAAAUGCAACUACUGUCAUAGACAAUUUGUAAGAAACACAGCAGCAACAACUGUUGGUCAGAAGAGUGAAGGCAAACCAUGUCCAGGGAAGCGUGGGAAUGGAAGGCGGUGCCGUGGGAAACUGCAUGAUAAUGUGUUAGACUGGGAAGAUGGCUUGCCAGAUGCUGAUCUUGACUUGGCUAUUUCGCAUGCAUGUGCUGCUGAUCUGAGCAUCUGUUUAGGUACAACUCUUCAGAUUGUCCCCAGUGGCAACAUUCCUGUCGAUACAAAGAAACGAGGGGGCAAACUGGUUAUAUGUAACCUUCAACCUACAAAGCAGGAUCGUCAUGCUGAUCUGAUUAUCAACGCCUAUGUUGAUAAUGUCAUGAAGCACCUUCUAGAAUUUUUGGACAUCCCAUUGCUUCAAUAUGACCCCAAUGUGGACCCUAUGAAAUUGACACAAAAAAUGUUACAUGAGUAUAGGAAGACCCACCCAGAAGAUAAUGAUCAGAAUGGCAAAUUGGUGAGCUCUAACCAUAAUGGUUUUGAGCCCAUAGAGUGGACCAUACCAGAAGAGUGGGUAAGUGACAAAGAAUUGGCAGAAAAAGUCAAAGUGAAGAAGGUAAUAAGAAAUAAAAGGCAGAGUAAGCAUACAACAAAUGAUGGUGAUAUAAAAUGCAGUAAGCAAGCAAAAAUUAACUUAAAAAGUGAAUUGCAUACAGAUAAUUGUGGUAGUGAGAAAGAAGAAAGAGAACUUUACUGCAGUGGAAACACAGUGAAUGAUUUAAAUAAUUAUGUAAAAAGUAUGAUCAAAUGUGAUGAUUCAAAGUCAUCAUGGGAGCAAGUAGGAGAACUAAAGGAGGAAGCUCAAGAAAUUAAAAAUGAACAUUCAGUUAGUAAAGCCCAAAAUGGAACAAAUUAAUGAGAAUAGAAAUUUCAUGUUUAAAGGAAAGUGUGCAGGGGAACCACAAAAAUUAAGAGAAAUCAGAUUAAAUAAAAAGUUUUUGGGCAAUUUAAGCUAAAAUGGCUCAUUUAUAUAAGGAUUGUGAGAUUAGUUCUAUUGUCAUGCAUAACUUCCCCAAUAAGUCCUAUUGACUGUGAUAGACCAAAUAAAACAUGUCCUUUUAGACACAUGAUGAGACACAGUAGUGAAGAUAGGAGAUAGUUAAAGUACAGUAAUGUAGUUCUCCAGUGGGUUUCUUCUAUACUUACUAAAAUAAAUGAGUAUAUGCAUCAUCUUUCUGCCAGUAAAUGAAUAAAAAAUUAAUCUUAUGUCAUUCAUACCAGGAAUACUUGUAAAUGCAUUCAAGGUGUAGUUAAGAAAUAAUUAGUCAAUUAAAUAAAAUCAAUCAUCAGAAUAAAGAAGAAUUUUAAGGUAAUGUUUUUAUGAUAAUAAAAUAAUUUUUUGGGCGGUUGAACAAAUAAAUUUUAAGCGUUUUCAUAUCCCACCAACUGGUUCAAUUCAAUAAAACAAACAGUACAGUAUUAAGGAAUUAGGUUCACUGGGGCCUUUGGGGUGUAAAGUGAUUAACUCCAAAUAUUUCAAGAACAACUAACUUUAUAAAGCACAAAAGAUUUUAUGUAGGUCUUCAAGGUGUGACCAUUGUGAUGUAUUCUUAUUGUCCCCUACAUGACAGUGGGAGCAGGUUUCUAUAUAUUCCAUAUACUAUAUAUUGUAUCAAAACAAUGCUGAAUCCCAAAUUGUAUGCAUACUGUACUUUGUUCAGGCAAGUAAAAUAUUGUUUCUUGUGAGGACAGCUUGAGUUGAGGUCAUGAACUCAUAAAAGUGCAAGUUUUUGUCAUCAUCACUGUACUAUAUUUUGUACAUUUAAGGGUAGGAAUUUCAGCAGCUGAGGCAAAGAAUUAGUAAAGUGGUAACUAUUGGAAUGCAAUUGACAGUUCCUGUUCAUAAAGUGUUAAUACUAAUGAACAGUACCAUUUAAAAACAAAUUUCUUCUUUACACAAGUCAGUUGUGUUGAGAGAAAGGCUAUAGGAUGGAAGAUUGAAACUUUGUUUUGUAAUGGUUAUUAUACCUAAAAAACUAAAAUUUUAUGUUGGCAGCAAUUGUUCUGAUUGUUUAAUCCAGGACUUUAAACAUUUGCUAUAUUGACAUGUGGUUGAUGGGCUGAUAACUACCUAUUAUGAUAGAAGAUCUGGAAACGACCAAAACUAACCGAACUAAAUAUACAAAUUCCUGCUUUAAGUCAACUAAUAGCAGUGUGUUUAACUGCUUGAUAACAAAACAAUCAAAGCAAUGGGUUCUCUUUCUUUUUUUAAAGUAUAACAACCACUUUAGUUUUAUAUAUACAGUGGGGUAUGCUAUAACGAAUCUAAUUGGUUCUAGAACCUUGUUCGUUAUAGCAUUCGUUCGU
Messenger RNA from Homarus americanus (American lobster), 2961 nucleotides. RefSeq names its product NAD-dependent protein deacetylase Sirt6-like (gene Sirt6). Bases 194 to 1510 code for a protein of 438 amino acids. Gene Ontology annotation, molecular function: NAD+ binding. The transcript is spliced from 8 exons. NCBI's taxonomy places the organism in Eukaryota, Metazoa, Arthropoda, Malacostraca, Decapoda, Nephropidae. The record is from RefSeq and is a predicted model, not a curated record.